AUGGCUUCCUCGUCCUUGUCAACUCUUGUUAGGAGCAACUAUGAUGUCUUCCUCAGUUUCAGAGGGAAAGACACUCGGCGCACCGUAGUCAGCUUUUUGUAUAAAGAUCUUAUACGCCAGGGAAUUCUUACUUAUAAAGACGAUCAGGGGAUCGGGGCAGGAUCCGAAAUUAAGGAAAGGCUCAUCGAAGCCAUAAAAACUUCACAGGUCGCUGUUGUCUUCAUCUCGGAGAACUAUGCUACCUCGCAAUGGUGCUUGGAGGAGCUCCGAUUGAUAAUGGAGCUUCAUAGCGUGAAUCGGAUUCAUGUGGUUCCCAUCUUCUACAGAGUCGAUCCUUCUGACGUGAGACACCAGAAAGGAAGAUUCGCGGCUGCCUUUCAAAAGCACGAAGAUAGGGAGCCGAAUAGGGCUUCCCAAUGGAGAAGAGCUCUCAACCAAAUUAGUCAUAUAUCAGGCAUUCAUUCCACGGAAUGGGAUGAUGACUCAGCGAUGAUAGACGAAGUAGUUGUAAGCAUCUCAAGGCACCUGCUGCUAAGGAUGGAGUCAACUGUUUUGAACAGUUUAGUUGGGAUGGAAGCACACAUGGUUAAAAUGAAUCUCAUUUUCAAUAUGGGAUCUGAAAACCAGGUUCUCUUUAUAGGAAUAUGGGGUAUGGGAGGCAUAGGCAAAACCACCAUUGCCAAUUGUCUAUAUGACCGAUUUUCAAGUCAAUUCUCAGCUCGUUAUUUCAUUGAAGACAUUAAGAAUAUUUGUAAGGACAAGAGUCCUGCGUACUUACAGGAAAGAUUCCUCUCCAGAAUUUGUGGUGGUUUAGAUAUUGGUUUUCGAAGCCAUGAAGCAAGAUCGCAGGAGAUAAUCGCAAGACUCGGGCACCAAAAAAUACUUAUUGUGCUUGAUGGUGUGGAUAAAGCAGAGCAGGUAGAUGCACUGGCAAAAGACACGAGCUGGUUUGGUCCAGGGAGCCGAAUCAUCAUAACCACACGAGACAGGGGCCUGCUCAAUUCCUGUGGAGUAAACAAUGUAUAUGAGGUUAAGUGCUUGGAUGAUAAGGAUGCCCUCCAGGUAUUUAAAAUUUCAGCUUUGAGAGGAAGCCCGCCACCUUCAGAUGGAUUUGAGCAACUCUUCAUCAGAGCUUCUCGGCUGGCACACGGUCUUCCCUCUGCCCUUGUGACUUAUGCCACAUAUCUCAGACAAAACACAACCAUAAAGAAGUGGGAAGAGGAAUUAGGUUUACUUGAAACAAGUCCUCACAAGAAUGUCAAGGAGAUUCUGAGAAAUAGCUACGACGACUUAGAUGAGCAAGACAAGACAGCUUUCCUUUAUGUUGCAUGUCUCCUUAACGGCUACCCUUUCAACCAUGUCACUUCCCUUCUUGAUGACGGCCGUCCUAGGAUGAAUCAUUUAACUGCAAAGGCUCUUAUCAGCAUAUCGAUGGAUGGAUGUAUAAACAUGCAUUUCUUGGUCGUACAAACAGGAAAGGCAAUUGUGCGCCAAGAAUCCAGGAAUAGGCCUUCCAGGCAAAGGUUUCUAUGGGAUCAUAAAGAGAUCUAUGAUGUCCUAGAUAACAACAUAGGUACAGACGAAAUUGAAGGUGUGACACUGCACAUGUGUGAGAUGCCUGAUAAGUUACCUAUGAGUAUUACAGUAUUCAACAUUAUGCAUAGCAUCAAAUUUCUCAAGUUCUUCAAGCACUUGGGUGAUGCAGAGUCCAACGUGCAGCUCAGCGAAGAUGGUUUCUAUUUUCCCCGUAAUAUUAGGCUACUACAUUGGGAUGACUAUCCAAUGAAAACCUUGCCAUCCACACGUUCCGACACCACCACCUUGUCGAACUCAAUCUCCAACGGAGCAACCUCGAGAGCCUCUGGGAUAGCACGGUGAACCUUAGGAAAUUACGAAGACUGGAUUUGACAGGCUCGAAGAAUCUGAGAGAGCUUCCAGAUCUUUCAACAGCCGUGAAC
Arabidopsis lyrata subsp. lyrata is the source of this 1958-nucleotide messenger RNA. RefSeq names its product putative disease resistance protein At4g11170. NCBI's taxonomy places the organism in Eukaryota, Viridiplantae, Streptophyta, Magnoliopsida, Brassicales, Brassicaceae. Bases 1 to 1878 code for a protein of 625 amino acids. Gene Ontology annotation, molecular function: ADP binding. Gene Ontology annotation, biological process: defense response; signal transduction. The record is from RefSeq and is a predicted model, not a curated record. The transcript has 4 exons.